This is a messenger RNA of Gasterosteus aculeatus aculeatus (three-spined stickleback), 3854 nucleotides long. The record is from RefSeq and is a predicted model, not a curated record. Lineage: Eukaryota; Metazoa; Chordata; Actinopteri; Perciformes; Gasterosteidae.
GCCCCCCUCCUCCCUCCCCCCUUCUCCCCUGUAUGUUUUUGUUAGGGGAAAAGUUGCUGGUAGGUAGCUAAUAACGUUAGGUCGUGUGGAUGUAGCGUGUCCGUCGUGUUUCGCCCCUCGGGUAACAAUGCGGGGGUCUGCGAGCGUUUGACUUACGAAAAAAAAAAAAGGAAAAGUCGGAGAGCGAGCGAGGGGCUUCGCGGAGCUUCACGUCCCAUCUGGCCCGGAUCCGAAAAAAAAAAUCUCAGUGGCCAUCAUCGUUUCACCUCUGCCGUCUCGUUAGCCACCUAGCUAGCUCCGCCACUAGCCUAGCCGCUAGCACCGUUAACUUACCUCCGCGAAGUUAACGCCGCCUCGCCUCACGGCGCGUCUCUCGUUGGCGGCUUCUGGCUCGGGGGAGAAUAAAGCCACCGCAGAGAUGGCGGAAACCAAAAUAAUCUACCACAUCGACGAAGAGGAGACGCCGUAUUUGGUGAAGAUACCCAUCGCAGCCGAAAAUAUCACUUUGCUGGAUUUUAAACAGGUCUUGAACAAGCCGAACUACAAAUUCUUCUUCAAGUCUAUGGACCAGGACUUCGGGGUGGUGAAAGAGGAGAUUUCCGAUGACGGCGCCAAGCUGCCUUGUUUCAACGGCAGAGUGGUUUCAUGGUUGGUGUCUUCAGACGCUACGACGGCGGAGCCCCCAGUGGCUGUGGUCCCUCCGGUGGAGGCAACGCCGCAGCCUUCGCCCCCUCCUCCGCCCCUCCCACCGCCACCGGCGGAGAGGACCGGGGGCAUCGGGGAUUCCAGACCGCCCUCCUUCCACCCCAACGCGACGGGCAGCGUGGAGACGCUGGACGACCAGACGGAGACCGAGUCCGUGGUCUCCUUCAGGAGGGAGAGACCUCGGCACAGAGAGAGCUUGGAGCCUCACGGGCCUCGAAUGAACGGCCAGACCCGACUGGAGCGCCACCUGGCGGGUUACGAGAGCUCCAGCACGGUGAUGAGCAGCGAGCUGGACACCACCAGCUUCUGCGACUCUGAGGACGACGACACCAUGAGCAGGUUCAGCAGCGCGACAGAGCAGAGCACGGCCUCGAGGCUCCUCAAACGCCACCGCAGGCGCCGGAAACAGCGCCCCCCGCGCCUGGAGAGGGCCUCAUCCUUCAGCAGCGUGACCGACUCCACAAUGUCCUUGAACAUCAUCACCGUCACUCUCAACAUGGAGAAGUACAACUUCCUGGGCAUCAGCAUCGUGGGCCAGAGCAACGAAAGGGGCGACGGAGGCAUCUACAUCGGCUCCAUCAUGAAGGGAGGAGCCGUGGCGGCGGACGGACGCAUCGAACCUGGCGACAUGCUGCUGCAGGUGAAUGACAUCAACUUUGAGAAUAUGAGUAACGACGAUGCGGUGCGGGUCCUGAGGGAGAUCGUACACAAGCCCGGCCCCAUCAUUCUGACGGUGGCCAAGUGCUGGGACCCGUCUCCUCAGGGCUACUUCACUCUGCCUCGCAAUGAACCCAUCCGACCCAUCGACCCCGCGGCCUGGGUGAGCCACUCCGUUGCCAUGACGGGGGUCUACCCCCCCUUCCCAGGCAGCUCCUCCCUCAGCACCAUCACCUCGUCGUCCUCCGUCACGGAGACCGAACGCUUCGAUGACUUCAACUUAUCGCUGCACUCCGACAUGGCGUCCGUCGCCAAGGCGAUGGCCUCCCCAGAGUCUGGUCUGGAGGUCAGGGACCGCAUGUGGCUGAAAAUCACCAUCCCCAACGCCUUCCUGGGCUCCGACGUGGUGGAGUGGCUCUUCCACCACAUCGAGGGAUUCCAGGACCGCCGCGAAGCCAGGAAGUACGCCAGCAACCUGCUGAAGGCCGGCUUCAUCCGGCACCCCGUUAAAAAGUUCACCUUCCCCGACAAGGGUUACUAGUUCUUCGGGAAACUGAGCGCCUGCUUUCCAGACAUGGCCAACCUCUCCCUGAACGACAACGACGGCUCCAGCGGGGCCUCGGACCAGGACACGCUGGCCCCCCUGCCCCUGCCCGGGGCCUCCCCGUGGCCCAUGAUGCACACGUUCCCCUACCAGCCCUACCCGACGCACGCCUUCUCCAGCCAGCCGCCGCCGUACCACGAGCUCACCAGCUACAGCUACGCCCCCGGCAGCACGGGCAGCCAGCACAGGGAAGGGAGCCGGAGCAGCGGCUCGACGAGAAGCGAGGGCGAGCGGCGCCGCAGCACCAAAGGCCCCGGCAGCACCGUGGGCGGCGGGGAGAAAUCCCCCUCCGGCGUGGCCGUGGAGGGCGACUCGCGCUCCGGCAGCGGCAGCGAAUCCGAGUACUCCACCCGCAGCAGCCUGAGGCGGGGCCACGGCUCGGCCGCCCCCAGCGAGCACAGCCACGCCUCCUCCCAGCGGUCGCAUCACCACCGCCUCCCCCAGCCGCCCCACAUGUCUCCCUACCCGCCGGGCAUCCUGCCCUACAACCCCAUGAUGGUGAUGAUGGUGCCCCAGCACCCGCACCCGGCCAUGGCCGCCCACGGCCACCCCCACGCGCAGCAGCUGGUCGCCGGCCCCAUGCACCCGACUCUGGCCCCGAUGCCCUCCUCCACCCCGGGGGGGCCCCCCGGCGCCCCGCCCACCCGCGACCUGGGCGCCGUGCCCCCGGAGCUGACGGCGUCCCGCCAGUCGUUCCACCUGGCCAUGGGAAACCCCAGCGAGUUCUUCGUGGAUGUCAUGUAGUCCUUUUUUUUGUUUUGUUUGUUUUGUUCAUUGUCUUUCCUGUGUCGUGGCGUCCAGUGACCUUUCACGUGAAGUUGGUGUGCGGCUCGCACUUGUUCUGACGAGGAUCCGGCGGUAGCUUUGUGAGCGCACGAGGGCCUUUCGGAUUGAGGGCACUAGUUGCAAAUUUGGUGAGAACAGGGUUUAACACUGACAAAGACGAGAGAGAAAAACAAGCAAGACGAAAACACUAACGUGGGAUACGGUCGCUACAUGUCAGCGACUGUUCUGCUAUUAAAAUCCACUACAUUACCGUUAUCUUUCCAAACUUCAAUCCGAAAGAAAAAAAGUUCUGUUUCCCUUUUCUGCGACUUUCUGCACAAGAUAAAUCCUUUUGUCUAUCAGCACCUCGGCACCCCGAGCUUUUUAAAACCCACCCAAAAACGGAAACGCAAUAUACUAGGAAGGGAAGCAUCUCGAACCCUGUCCAUCCAGGGAGCGCACGGACCACAGCUCAACAGCAGAGGGCGCCACGCACUCCAAAAGGAUCCAAUCCUGCACGCACAUCUGGUUCGUAAGUGCCUUACUCUUUGUUUUACAAAGAGACAUUUUCACUCUCCGGGUACAUCAAAUAACUUCCAGCGUUGUUUGUCAAUUCUCAUGCGUGUCUGCGUGCGUGCGUGUGUGUGUGUGUGAAUAGAAAUACUUCUCCAAUGUAAAUGCGACAACACAGAACGCUCUAAUGUGAAAAGAAUAUCGGUCCAGAAAAAACGGUCAGGUGAAGUGGUGUAAUGGAAAACACUGCCCAGGCGUCAGUAACUCUUAACUGUGAGGAGUUUUCGGUAUCGGACCGCAGAGACUCAACGGUACUAAUACGUGCAGACAAAACGCUGAAAGUGGUACUUUUUGAUUACAUCCAGUGUAUAUCUGAAGUAACUGUGAUCCAAAUGCCCCCAUGCUUGUUUUUUAUGUAACUGACUCGCAUUAUUCACCACAUUUCAUUUCUUUUUGUAUGAGUGACUAUAUAAAUCAUGUAUAACCGAACUAUUAAGGUGCUAAAUGAAGAUUCGACAUUUCAAAAACAGUGACAUCGACUGUCUCGUUGUUUGAUUUUAUAUUACCACCUGUUUGUGUACUUGAGAAUAAAUUUGAUACUUACCAAAAA